CACCCACUCAGCAACCAUUGCUGCUGCUGUCACGACCACCUCUUCUCUCCGCUCUACGUUCUACGCCAGGGCGUCCGCAUCGGCACGUCUGCGGGCCUAGCCACGCACGGCUGCGAGCUCGCCGCAACGCACCGGCCCUGCGUUGCGUCUUGUCUUCGCCAUGACGGACUCAAGCCCAAACGCAGAGCCGGCCGCGCCGAACCCCUUCGUCGCUGCGGCAGCGAGCCUUUCUGGUGCAAGCGACGCUGCUCCCAGCUCCGCGGCCGCUACUUCAAGCUCCCACCAUGCCGCAGCGACGAGCGACGCCUCGUCGAGCGCCGAACGCGCUGAUUCGACGGCAACCGCUGCCUCAAGCCGUCACGAAGCUGCCGAGAUGACUCCUCCUUCGCACUCUCUCGCCACUCCGCCUGCGGGCCUUUCUGCUGCCGCAAGCACGGCCGGCGCUGCCUCGAGCCUUCCUGCGACGACUCUUGGAGCGCCUCGCACGGAGUCCAGCGGGCCGCUGGCCCGUCUUCCGCCCGAGCUGCUGCUGCUGCUCGUCGACUCGCUCGAUGCGGACUCCUACCUCGCGCUAGCGCAGACGUGUGGUCACCUGCGCCGCGCCUUCCGCAAGCCGAUCUUCCUCAAGCACAUCGUCGCGUGCCCGAGCAGCGACAAGCCGCGUCCGUGGGAGCGGCGUGUGUCGGACCCGCUGUGGGAGCAGCUCAUCCUCGAGACGAAGCUCGUCAAGCGCGCCACCUCCACCCCGCUCCGCUGCUCGGGCCUCGAGCAAGACUCUGAGAUUGCGCAGACAAUGAGUCUAAGCACAGACGGGCGCUACAUCGUGUACCAAGUGUCUUGCCUCUUCGCCGGCUUCCACAUUUCGCCGCGGGCGCCUGCACCGUCGCGCCAUUACACGGUGUGGCUGUGGGACAUCUUUGCCGACUCUCACUUCGAAUUGGCGGACUUGGCUCCUCAGGCUUGCCAUAAUGGCUUCAGCUUGCAUGUAGAGCACGAUCUCCUGCUCGUCUACCACAGGGGCGAGACGACUUUGUGGCACCUCAACGAUCUGUCUGCGCCGCUGUUCUCUCAGACUCUGGACUACAACGCAACCUCGCCUCGGGUGCGGCCCGUGCAGGAUAGCUCAUCCUGCGGGCUCGCAGACUCGGGCAGAUAUCUCGUCGUACGCGUUGCCAACAGCAACGAAGUUUCAGUGCUGCAGGUCGACGCGCUCAAGAGACAGGGCUUGCCCGCAGCUCGCGUGCUUAGCUGGAAGGAGGUCGACGCCUUUGCCUUCUCAAGCGCCUCGUCGGACGUUCUCAUUGCCGCUGAUCAGCGCGUUCAACACUGGAACGUCGACACCCGUCAAAUGCUGCACGAGGAAGACUACGCGCACUUUCCAGCACCUCCAGGGCUGCUCGCGAUGAGUCAAGACGGGAAACGAGCUGUCGCUUGUCCAUGGGGCAGCGGAAAGUGGGGAGCUGUUCAAGAGUCGUGCGCAUGGGCACUGAGGGAGCCUUCAUGGCCUCUUACGCGCUUUCCGUCGCUCGACGUCUGUCGCGCUCGUUACGCCGAGUACGACUAUGGCCGCCCACACGUGCUGUCUUCCGACGGGCGCUUCUGGGCUUACUCAGUCUCCUUCUACCCCGACGUAGACGACGAGGGAGGUCAGAUCGACGACGACGACUUCGCACACCACUUUACGAUCCUGCACGACCUGAUCAAUCCUGCAGCGCCGCCUCUUGCUGUGAGGGACUGGGGCGACUACGACGAGAGAGAUACCGACGAGGCUUUCCGAUCCGAGAUGGUCGCCAAGCUGCUCUUCAUCGAGCUGGCCGGAAGCCAGUCGGCAAUCGAAUCGUCGCGCCCAGUGGAGCUCGCCGAAUGCUCAGAUUCGCAGACGGCCGAAGAGGCGUCUUGGGCUCUGGAGAGGGUAAAUGCCCAGUAUGUCGAGAUCGAACGAGCUUCCGACGCUGCCGGCAAGGAUGCGACAUCGCCCGCGCCACCAGCCUCACUGCUGCGCGACCAGAUGGGAUGGACGGAGCUUUUUGCCGCAGAGCUGUCGCGGGACAAGCGCUGGGUUGCCUUGUCCGGCGGCGAACUUAUGAAGAUCGUGCUUGUGCCGCUCACGGCGCCGCACGACCUCUACGACGAUGCGUUCGACAGGCGUCCGUACGAGCCAUCUUUGCACGACGAAGCCGGCGUCGACUGAGCCGCACGCCGGCACACGCACAAGCAGACGGAUUCGCGGCGCCGGCGCCGGCGCCAGGAUCGCAAGCUCCGGCCGCACUCGGCUCUUCUUCGUCCAACACACCACGGCACACUCCGUCACUUCCCGCCUCUGCUCUCUUCCUCUCGCGGCGCUGCUGCGCUCUGUCCCCUCUCGACCCUCUCGACCCUCUCGACCCUCUCGACCCUCUCGACCGCCUCGACCGCCAUGAAUGAUCAUCACUUUGCCGUGUGCCUCUGUCUGACGCAGCACCGAAGGUAGCGGUAGCGCGUCGAAGGCAGAACGGCGCGGCGUGCUUG
Tilletiopsis washingtonensis is the source of this 2508-nucleotide messenger RNA. RefSeq lists its product as hypothetical. Bases 161 to 2191 code for a protein of 676 amino acids. The record is from RefSeq and is a predicted model, not a curated record. The transcript is spliced from 2 exons. Gene Ontology annotation, molecular function: protein binding. Lineage: Eukaryota; Fungi; Basidiomycota; Exobasidiomycetes; Entylomatales.